Anneissia japonica is the source of this 636-nucleotide messenger RNA. Its product is annotated as 10 kDa heat shock protein, mitochondrial-like. Gene Ontology annotation, molecular function: ATP binding; metal ion binding; protein folding chaperone. NCBI's taxonomy places the organism in Eukaryota, Metazoa, Echinodermata, Crinoidea, Comatulida, Comatulidae. Gene Ontology annotation, cellular component: mitochondrial matrix. The transcript has 4 exons. The record is from RefSeq and is a predicted model, not a curated record. The coding region runs from base 155 to 457 and encodes 100 amino acids.
UGAACGUGAUUGAACUACGCAUGCGUAAUAAAGGAUGCCGACAUAGUGUGCAUAGACCAUGUGUUGAUCCUUUCUCUACUCCAGCCAGGGUUCUUCUUUCUAUCCGGUGAAUUUGUGUGCGUUGAGAUUCUAGGUAUAUUUAAUUAAGUUUAAAAUGGCAGCCUUGAAGAAUUUUCGUCCGCUUUUUGAUCGUGUUCUUGUAGAGCGUUUCCUUCCAGAAUUGAAGACUAAGGGUGGAAUCAUGCUGCCUCAGAAGGGUCAAGCCAAAGUACUGGAUGCAACGGUGGUAGCUACAGGUCCAGGAGCAAGGAUGGAUGAUGGUAAACGUCAGGAAUUGUGUGUUGCUGUUGGAGAUCGAGUAUUGUUACCAGAAUACGGUGGCACAAAGAUUUCUAUAGACGAUAAGGAAUAUCACCUAUUCAGAGAGGGCGACAUCCUUGCCAAGUACGAUUCAUGAAGACUGGUUUAGAAACAAAGAUGUAUUUAUACUUUCUAUAUUUCAAAAUAUAAUCAAGGUUAAAAAGACAUUCAAAACAUGGAAGAAAACAUGGGCGAGUGGUGAUGAUAACCUCUGUAAUGAAUCUAAAUCGACAGUUAUAUUAAGAAUACAUAGACCUAGAGCAAAUAUGACUGAAA